GAGACAUGUUCAUUAAAUAUUAAUAACGACAAAUAAAACGUAAUUAAAAAUGGCUGUUCAACAUCAACAUUAUACCGUUGAAGUAGGAGACACCAAUUUUACUAUUCUUGGUCGGUACAUAAACUUAAGGCCAAUUGGGUCUGGUGCACAAGGUAUAGUAUGUGCUGCUUAUGAUACGGUAACUGAACAAAACGUUGCAAUUAAAAAACUAUCCCGACCAUUCCAAAAUGUAACUCAUGCAAAGCGAGCUUAUAGGGAAUUUAAGCUUAUGAAACUCGUAAAUCACAAAAAUAUCAUUGGAUUACUUAAUGCCUUUACUCCUCAACGCAAUUUGGAAGAAUUUCAGGAUGUGUACCUCGUAAUGGAGCUGAUGGAUGCCAAUCUUUGUCAAGUGAUUCAAAUGGAUUUGGAUCAUGAUAGAAUGUCAUAUUUGCUUUAUCAAAUGCUUUGUGGAAUAAAACAUUUGCACUCGGCUGGAAUUAUUCAUAGAGACUUAAAACCAUCUAACAUAGUUGUAAAAGCAGACUGUACCUUAAAAAUUUUGGACUUCGGUCUUGCACGAACAGCUGGUACCACUUUCAUGAUGACUCCAUAUGUUGUAACUCGCUAUUAUAGGGCGCCCGAAGUUAUUUUGGGAAUGGGCUAUACAGAAAACGUUGAUAUUUGGUCAGUUGGGUGUAUUAUGGGAGAAAUGAUAAGAGGAGGCGUUCUAUUCCCUGGCACUGAUCACAUAGAUCAAUGGAAUAAAAUAAUUGAACAACUGGGCACUCCUUCUCCAUCAUUUAUGCAACGCUUGCAGCCAACCGUUCGGAAUUAUGUAGAAAAUCGGCCAAGAUACGCUGGUUAUGCAUUUGAUAGACUUUUUCCAGACGGAUUGUUCCCUACUGAUAACAACCAGAAUAGUCGAAGAAAAGCUGCUGACGCCAGGGAUCUUUUAAGCAAAAUGCUGGUGAUUGAUCCAGAACAACGGAUAUCUGUAGACAAGGCUUUGAAGCACGAAUACAUUAACGUGUGGUAUGAUGCCGAAGAAGUAGAUGCUAUGUUUCUAUAACCUCGAAUGGUCUGGAUCAAGCUUAUGACCAGUUUCGUUUUUUAAGAAAAAUUAUAAUAACAGGAGGCAGGACUAGUAGGAAUGUGACAGUUCAUAAAGCUAUACAGCCGAGAUAAAAAAGAUAUAGAAAAGAGACCGGAUGAUUUAGACUCACAGGAUUGCAACGAGCUUCUACAUUUUUUACGGCUGGGAGAAAAUUAAAAGUUAUAAUUGACCCAAAAACUAUGACCCGUAAAGGAGAUUAAAAACUUGUCGGUCUACAUAUUCAUAACACCUGUAAAGGAGUUUUAAAAGUAGCGGUCUGCGUCCUCUUUUAAAGUUAGUUCCA
Molecule: messenger RNA, 1379 nt
Organism: Drosophila willistoni
Lineage: Eukaryota; Metazoa; Arthropoda; Insecta; Diptera; Drosophilidae
Gene: bsk
Product: stress-activated protein kinase JNK
Exons: 6
Coding region: 50-1051 (333 amino acids)
Biological process (GO): JNK cascade; protein phosphorylation
Cellular component (GO): nucleus; cytoplasm
Molecular function (GO): JUN kinase activity; ATP binding
Source: RefSeq, a predicted model, not a curated record